Messenger RNA from Bactrocera tryoni, 1960 nucleotides. It is a transcript of the gene Tango11, whose product is annotated as transport and Golgi organization protein 11. The transcript has 3 exons. The coding region runs from base 315 to 1142 and encodes 275 amino acids. The record is from RefSeq and is a predicted model, not a curated record. Lineage: Eukaryota; Metazoa; Arthropoda; Insecta; Diptera; Tephritidae.
CAGAUAAUUGCAUCUCGUAAGUUGAGAAAAUAUACACGAAUUGCAAUAAGGAACAAAAACAGGAGUAGAGGAAAAUUUGGAAAAUUAUUGAAUCGUUUUUCCAAUAUUUUUUGUUCCACCAGAAUCAGAAAGUAAGCAAGAAAAAGUAAAAUUCAUCAUAAAUUGUGUAAAGUGUCGACGACCGCACAUUGUGACAUAAUCUUGUGGGAAAAACUAUAACAAAGUCACCAACACAACUUUGAGUGUCAGGCAGAAACUUUACCAAAGGAAAACCUGCCAAGAAAAGAAACAAAAACGUUUACCCAUUAUAGAGAAUGGCUACACCACAAUCGCCAACCCGCAUGUUCAAUGGUCUGGACGAAGAUAUUUAUAAAGAAGCUAAAUUUGCACAUGAAAUAAAUGACAAAAUGCGUGUUCCCAAGCGCAUUAAAGCAACAGGAGAAUUUUCUGACGAAGAUUUACUCUUAUCAAAUCAAAAUGGUUUAAUUAAUUCAUGGAAUUAUCACGAUAAAAUUGACAUGAACGUACCAGAUCGUAUAGUGGUAUUAGGUCAUAAUCAACAUCUCGAGACACGCUCUGCACCACGAGAAAUACAACUGGAAAACUCAAUUCUACCAAAGAAUCCAACGGAGAGCAUGAUGCGUGUACAGACACCACCUCGUGUUAUUACAUUGAAUGAACACCAUUUUCCGUCUGCUUCUGAGGAGUGUUCACCACAUCGAUAUGACGACGGAGCCGACUAUGAAGAUGGCGAUUACGAUGACGACGAUGAUACACGUCCUCCUCCUUACGUACGCGCUAAUGGUAUAGGCCAUGCGCAAGUCGGAUUUCAUCCCACUGACUCUAAUUCUGUGGAAUCUGACUCACAAUUGACUACGGGUGGUGCCAGCAAACGUUCGCAGCAAUUGGCAUACAAUAACCACGAUGCAUCAAUUGUCAGCCAUCGCGAAGGUACACCAAUGGGAGAGCUUACACCACAUGAAGAGAUCCUCUAUUUGCGUCGGCAAUUAGCCAAACUUAAUCGUCGCGUAUUGAACAUUGAAAUCAGUAAUGAACAGCGCCUGCAACGCGAAAAAAUCGUCUAUUGUUUAGGCUUAGCGUAUUUCGUUUUGAAGGCUGUCUUCUGGCUAAAUCGUAAUUGAAUUUUAUUUUACGUACAUACACGCAUGCAUACGAGGAGCAUUAGUAAGCGCAAAAAGAAACGACGUAUCUUAAUGGAAUUUUGUUAUUCGCCAAAAAUGUUUGGGGUUCGAGAAUUACGAAAAAAUGUUAUUGGUUGGGGGCGGUAUUGUAAGUAGCGCUAAUGCUAAUACCUAUAUUAUAACAAUGUUUUCUUUUUAUUUGGUCUUUAUUUUCGUAUUUGUAGCAAUGGAGAAAGUGUGUAUUUGAAUUUAAACUGAUAAACCUACGAACAUUUGAUAUGUUUUAGCCUAAAUUAUUUCAAUAUUAAUAUUGUUAAUAUGCGCUUAUAUCGAAGUAAAAUAAAAAUAUUUAAAUGCAAAGGGAAGAAAAUAGUAUAUGAUACAUGUCUUUGCUCAAUUAAAUAUUUAAGUUAUUUCGAUAUUUGCCCAUGAUACCAAUACAUUUACAUAAAAUAUCGUUAAUUUCAAAUAAGAAUAGUAGAAAAAAUAUUUAACGUGAUUUAUUUCUGAUAUUUUUUCUUUAUUUGGACUUUAAAAACAUACUACACCGCUGAUUUAAUUUUACUAUUAUUUAUAUUCGUAUAUUUCUAUUUAUAAAUUUUCAUUACAAUGAUUUCUACUCUAAUGCCAUAUUAUUGUUAAAUAUGUUAAAUCUGAAAGAAGAAAUGAAACUAAUUAGAAAAAAAUAUGCAGCACGUUGUCUGUUAACUUCUUUAUUUAAUAAAAGUGCGGAGACGCGAGACACGUCUUUGAAGGGAUCUAAAACAAUUUCUAAUUAAAAAAUGCUUUAUUAAGGGAUUAUAAAUCGUACCAAUAAA